Messenger RNA from Dictyostelium purpureum, 957 nucleotides. RefSeq lists its product as uncharacterized. The record is from RefSeq and is a predicted model, not a curated record. Bases 1 to 957 code for a protein of 318 amino acids. The transcript has 3 exons. Lineage: Eukaryota; Evosea; Eumycetozoa; Dictyosteliales; Dictyosteliaceae. Gene Ontology annotation, cellular component: endoplasmic reticulum membrane.
AUGAAUAUAGAUGUAGUUAGUAACAUUAACAAUAUGAACAAUAACAUUGUUUAUAGUAAUAGUUCUAAUACCAAUAAUAAUAAUACCAAUAAUAAUAAUAAUAGCAAUAUAAAUAACAGCACUGAUAGCAAUAGUAAUAAUAAUACUAAUACAAAAUUAGAAAGUAAAAUUAAAAUAUCACCGAAUACCACAAUAAAUAAAAAAAAUAUAUAUAGAAUAGAAGGAGAAUCAGAACCUCUUCCAAUUUGGUUACUCGUUGUAUUUUUUGCUGUUUCAAUCACUGUUAUUGUAUUUUUAUUUUUAAAUUUCCCAAAUUUAUCAGAGGAACACAAACAAUUAAUUCGUUUACCACAAUCAUUUAAAGAUGUCAAAGUUUUAAGUGAUAUUCUUUCAAAAUAUACUAAAGAUAAUUAUUUUAUUGUAAUUACUACAUUUGGAGUAAUUUAUACAUUUUUACAAGCAUUUUCAAUUCCAGGAUCAGUAUUUCUAAGUUUCUUAUCAGGUGGAUUAUUUGGAUUAAAAGUGCAACCCUUAAGCUAUUUAAUAUCAUAUUAUAUUGGUAGAAAUAUGGUUAGAAGAUUAUUCCCAGAUAAAUUAAAAUUAUUUUCAGAAUCAAUUUCACAACGUCGUGAUAAUUUAUUCAAUUAUAUUAUUUUCCUUCGUAUUACACCCUUCCUUCCAAAUUGGUUUAUUAAUUUAGCCUCACCAUUAUUAGAUGUACCAAUCUCAACAUUUGCCAUUGGAACAUUUAUAGGUAUAAUGCCAGCAACCUUUUUAGCAGUAAAAGCUGGAAUUUCAAUUCAAAAUAUUUCCAAACCAACCGAUAUUUUUGAUUUAAAAUCUAUUUUAAGUAUGGGAAUUUUAGCAACUCUUUCAAUUUUACCAACUUUACAACCAGUAAGAAAUCGUUUAGAUAAAUUGUUAAAUAGAAAGAAGGAUGAACCUAAAUCAAAUUAA